GUAGCCGCUAGAAGGUUCUCUCUCUCUCUCACCCACGGAAGGGCCACUGCUUCCCCAAAAAGGCGAGAGAUGGGGCAGGAGGCGGAUGCGGACGAGCAGCUGCGGCGCCGUCUCCGGCGGGUCUUCGCCGCCGAGGAGCGCUCCUUCCGCAUGGAUCGGCGCUCCCAGGCCGCCACCGCGCUCCGCGCCGCCGUCGCCGACGUGCUCCCCCGCUUCCUCGGCACCUACUCCGACGACACCCUCGCGGAGUACAUUGUAAUUUUAGUUUGUAAUGGGAAACAUCAGUAUCAAGCACGCGAUGAUUUGGAGGCCUUUCUUGGUGAUGAUAGUGCAAAAUUUGUUGCAUGGCUUUGGGGCUACCUAAGCAAAAGGGCUGCAACACUGGCUGAUGAUUCUAGUGUGCAACAUGGGGUGGAAAAUGAGAUUCGGAACUUGAAUGACAAGAAAAAUCUUCUGGUUACAAAAACCCAACCUGGAGAUGCUCGUAUUGUAAACUCGAAGGACCUAACACCGCAAGAGCACAAAGGCCUUCAGAAGCUUGAUUCGAUUAAAGGGCAAAAUGUAGCCCAGCGACGCAUUAGUUCAACUGUUAUUGUUUCCCCUGAAAUGUUGGUUGGUGACAAUGGUUAUUGGGAUGGUCCGCAUCAGAAGAAAGAUUGGAAUUCAACAGAUGGCAGAAGUUCCAUGCGGAAGUCUGGUGUAGCUUCAAAGACUGAACAUGCAUUGACACAAGAGGAACUCCAUGAUGAAUAUCUUGGAGCAAACCCUUCCACGAGGCGUUUGCCUGUGGCCGUGGCAACAGACGAUGGUGAAGUGUCAGAAUCCAUGAAAAGACGCCGCAAUGUUUGGGACAGGCUAGGGAAGCCUGCUGUAGAGGAUCAAGGUUUACCUAGAGAAACUGACAACAUGCAUGUUGAAAAUAGAAUGCAUAAGAAGGCCAAGUUACCGGUUUCUGAGCAUGAACGAAGAACGGAUGGUGAUUUAUUUGACAGAGCAAAUUCUGGAAACUUUUCAAGUAGUUACCCAGAUGUCAAUACAGUACGCGCACAUGAGCACAGGGAGAAGUUCAACAGAAGCAGGUUGAGCGGUCGGUUAGAUUUUGGUGACGUGGAUCGUAACCAUCAUCAAGUUAGAGAUUUUAGUAGCCAGAAGUCUACUCCAACAUUGCCAGUAAAAAAAUUCCAUUCACAAAGUUUGAAUGAGUUCACAUCUGAUGUGAAGAGCUCAUCUGCAGCACUUUCUGAACCAGCACGGCUUGCGAGCAACUCAUUCAAAGGACAUGUAUCAGCAUCUAAGAAUUUUUCUCAGUUAAAUACACGGCUAAAUUCAGGAACCGAUGUUUUGCAAAGUCAGCAAAUUAACAGCCCUGCACAGUCCAAGAGUGGAUCUUCUGUGCGUGAAGAUGGCAGCAGUUACAGUAACAAACCAGUAAAAGAUGAGAUGUUGGAUGUGAAACUAAAGCUAAAGCAGGUGGAGCUGGACAUGCUCAAGCUUCGCUCGAAGCAGGCGCAGAUAAACAAUGGGAAGCAAGGAUCUCUACCAUCAGGUCCCCAUACAAAUUUGGAGGAGGAUGCUGAUGCCAGAACUGUUCUCGUGACAAACGUGCAUUUUGCGGCAACCAAGGAAGCAUUGUCAACACAUUUUAUGCAGUGUGGGACAGUUCUUAAGAUCAAUAUGUUGACAGAUGCAAUUACUGGCCACCCAAAAGGGGCUGCAUAUAUUACUUUUGCUGACAAUGAAUCAAUUGGGAGGGCUAUAUCUUUGAGUGGGACAUCGUUUUACUCUAGAGUUCUCACAGUACUACGGAAAGCAGAUGCACCCCCAGGAUAUUUGGCGCCUAUUCAGCAGAUUGGGAGGCCGCAGGCAUGGAACUCGCCACCAUUCCAGAAAGGGGUGAGUCCUAAGCAGUCCUCUGGUCAUCAUCUCCAGUGGAAACGGGAGCAGUCUGCCAUGGAAAAUUCCCCUGCCAACUGCCCUACUUCUUGAAGAGUCGAAGGCAGCGCUUAACGGCUUAAGAAUCUGGACUCUACCAAUGGACAUAGCCGUAUUGGAUCAGAUAUAGAGAAGAUGGCAUAUUUUGGCACCUCUAUCCUCAGAAUGACACUGUUACUGCUGUUCAAACAUCUGCAGUCUUUAGUUCUACUAGAUUUACUGUUCUUUCUUUCUGAUGAGCGACGAGGAGUUAGAGGGUUCCUUUGCUGCCGGAUUUGGAACUAGUAAAGUGAUAGUAACCUUAACCGAAGCUAUAGAGGGGAUGUUUAAUCGGACAGUCUGUGCUACGUGCCAAACCCAUUUAAAAUAUCUACUGAUUCUCAGCA
Messenger RNA from Lolium perenne, 2318 nucleotides. RefSeq lists its product as uncharacterized. Gene Ontology annotation, biological process: regulation of mRNA stability. The record is from RefSeq and is a predicted model, not a curated record. Gene Ontology annotation, cellular component: nucleus; cytoplasm. Lineage: Eukaryota; Viridiplantae; Streptophyta; Magnoliopsida; Poales; Poaceae. Gene Ontology annotation, molecular function: poly(A) binding.